Syzygium oleosum is the source of this 692-nucleotide messenger RNA. RefSeq names its product signal recognition particle 14 kDa protein. Lineage: Eukaryota; Viridiplantae; Streptophyta; Magnoliopsida; Myrtales; Myrtaceae. Gene Ontology annotation, biological process: SRP-dependent cotranslational protein targeting to membrane. Gene Ontology annotation, cellular component: signal recognition particle, endoplasmic reticulum targeting. The record is from RefSeq and is a predicted model, not a curated record. The transcript is spliced from 4 exons. Gene Ontology annotation, molecular function: endoplasmic reticulum signal sequence receptor activity; 7S RNA binding. Bases 141 to 494 code for a protein of 117 amino acids.
AUGCACGCGACCGAGUCGCACUCAGAAAGGCUCGAGUUGGGGACGAGAGCGAGAGAGGAGCAAAAUCGCUGCCGAAGACGCGGCGGCGGCGGCGGCGGAGGAGACGAAGCUAGGGUUUUUCUUCCCCGGGAGAAUUCGCCAUGGUUCUUCUGCAGCCGGACCCGUUUUUGAAUGAGCUUACUAGCAUGUACGAGAGAAGUACAGAACAGGGCUCUGUUUGGGUUACUCUCAAACGAUCUUCCUUGAAGUCUAAGGUUCAAAGGAAUAAGUUGAAAACUGCUGGUGACCCGAUUGAGUACAGAUGCCUCAUACGUGCAACUGAUGGCAAAAAGACUAUCUCUACCUCGGUAGGAGCUAAAGAUCAUCAGCGCUUUCAAGCUUCUUAUGCCACGAUUCUCAAGGCACACAUGACUGCUCUAAAGAAGAGGGAGAGGAAGGACAAGAAAAAAGCUGCUGAAGGAGCGGGGUCGAAGAAGGCACGCCAAGGGUCGUGAGAGCCCAUUUUUCAUCAAGGCACGUGUGACUUCUCCCUAGAAAAAGGGAGAGGAAGGACAUGACAAGAUGCAGAAGUAUAGGGGGGGUUGAAGAAGAUACCACAAGGGUCGUGAAAGGCAAUUUUUCAUCAAGUUUUGUCAAUAUGAGUACAUUAUCCAUUGAUAUUGAAAUGCUUGAAGUCUCUGGGGUUUUUUCAA